AUGAGCUUUCUCGCUGAUAGGGGGGCCACACAAGACAUUGGACAGCACACGAAGCAAGAGUGGACAAGCUAUCGACUAUCGCCCCGAUUGGCAACUCAGGCAUCGCUUCAGCGUAUGCAAAGUACUCAUCCAUCGCCAAACCUCUAUCGCUUUGGAUGGGGAGACUUUGCGGCCCUUUCUUACGUCUGGGGCGACGAGAACAAUAGGCGAGAAAUCCUCGUCAACAGCCAUACUGUGUCAGUGACAGCAAACCUCGAGGCGGCUUUGCGAGAGUUUCGCAAAGGAUGUGAGUUCUCCGGUCACUUCAAACUAUGGGUGGAUGCUCUAUGCAUCAACCAAAAGAACCUCGUCGAACGUGCGCAUCAUGUUGGAAUGAUGCGGGAUCUCUACGGUAGUGCCUGGUCAGUCUUCGCCUGGCUGGGAAAGGAAGAACACCACAGUACUUCUGCAAUACAGCUGCUAUCAGACCUCGCUGCGUUCAAGGAAGCUGGCUGCGUCGACGAAAUGAAAGCACAUCUAUCCUCUGAUCCUUUGUCCUGCGGUGUACCUCAUUGGCCAGCACUAGAAGCCUUGAUGAACAGACCGUAUUGGACGCGCUUGUGGAUAUUCCAGGAGAUUGUGAUUGGCGGAACGGCAACGUGGUUGAGAUGUGGGAAUGCAACUAUGAAUUGGAACACCUUUUGUACCGCUGUGUCCGUUCUGCAUGAGCACCUUUGGUUAGAAAAGGAUACAUGUCUUCAGCUGGCCGCGUCAGUAGCCGGAGUCACAACGGAACAGAUAUGGAGAACAACGAGCCUGCAUCUUGUCUACCAGGAUCUAUCCCCCCUAACACGCAAAAUCUUUGACAAAAGAAUGGAUUUCAGCUUUGAGAGACUCCUAGAUCUUGCCAACUCCGGGAAUUGCACCAACAGCAGGGACAGGGUUUACGCUCUCGUUGGACUCAUGUCUCCUACCAUCGCCCAUCGAUUAUCUCCCGAUUACACGAUACCAACUUGGAGAGUUUACGUGGAAGCUGCGAGGGUGUUCAUCCAAGCCGAGCAGAGCCUUGACGCACUCCGCGAGGGUAACCCAUGGGGUCCAGCAAGGGGUCCCUCUUGGGCAGCAGACUGGGCCUGGCCUGGCAGAAUCAGAUGGACACGUACGCAUCAGCAUGUUUGGGGCCCAGUACACUUGUUCCCUCGUGACUUGGACAAUACGCGACAUCAUCCCUAUCGUGCUUCCGGAGAUAUCCCACCUAACGCGAGGCUUUUAAACACUGCCAUUCUUCAGUGCAAUGGUUUCAUCGUCGAUAUUAUCUCUGGUCUCUCAGCUCGAAAUAUUGGAUACUUUGAGUGGUCAAGGUCUAGUAUUGUUCGACCGUCGCAGUGGAAUAGCGUCUAUGGCGGUCGUCAUGCCACAUCCGAGGCAUUGUAUCGCACUCUUGUUGCCGACAGGGUAGCAAACGGCAACAAGGCUGAGUCACGUCACGCAGCGAUACUUCACCUCCCGCGCUCCUUUGCGUUGGCCAAACCACAAUUUGCACAACGAGGGUGGACCUUCCUCGAGCAACAGGACGGUUACUACUUCCGCUGGGAGCGAUUCCGGUCCGCCAAUCGGGACUUCCCUUUAGGCAAAAACCUCCUAGACAGCUUUUUCAGCGACGAAAUUCCAGCGGAUGCUUCCGAGUAUGACUUCUGUGAAGUGUAUUCGUGUUCUGAUCGUAGCGCGAAGAAGCGAAGGUUCAUGACUACGGUGAAGGGGUAUAUGGGCUGGGCGCCAGAUAAUAUAUUCAGUGAGGACGAUGAACAAACGAGGGCUGGCGAUCUGAUUGCAAUUGUUUUCGGUUGUAGUACGCCUCUUGCUAUAAGGCCUUGUGGAGAGAGAUUUCAGGUCUUGGGUGAAGCCUAUGUUCAAGGCCUGAUGGAUGGAGAGGCUGUUAAUACGCUGCGAGAAGGGAGGUAUGUAACGCAGAGUUUUGUGUUUUGUUAG
Molecule: messenger RNA, 1968 nt
Organism: Pyrenophora tritici-repentis Pt-1C-BFP
Lineage: Eukaryota; Fungi; Ascomycota; Dothideomycetes; Pleosporales; Pleosporaceae
Product: HET domain containing protein
Source: RefSeq, a predicted model, not a curated record